AGCAAGAUGAUUGGAAUGCUCCAGCACAGGCUGCGUGUCACACUCAACGACUCGCGGCAAAUCACAGGCCAACUGCUUGCGUUUGAUGCGCACAUGAACAUUGUGCUGGCCGAUGCAGAAGAGUUCCGCAAGCUGAAGCGCAAGAGUGUUGCGGCGCCACAGCAAGAGGAGAAGCGCACACUCGGGCUCAUCAUCCUCAGAGGCGAGUGGAUCGUGGCCAUGACUGUCGUCGGUCCACCACCGGCAGAUCCGCGCGAUCGUCUGAGAAAGGCGGCGCAUGGACCAGGGUCUGGUAGAGCUGCAGGACGUGGACAGCCAGGUGCGACGGGCUUGAUGGGUGUUGCU
Protomyces lactucae-debilis is the source of this 345-nucleotide messenger RNA. RefSeq lists its product as uncharacterized. The annotation marks the transcript as partial. Gene Ontology annotation, biological process: mRNA splicing, via spliceosome. The record is from RefSeq and is a predicted model, not a curated record. The transcript has a single exon. NCBI's taxonomy places the organism in Eukaryota, Fungi, Ascomycota, Taphrinomycetes, Taphrinales, Protomycetaceae. Gene Ontology annotation, cellular component: U4 snRNP; U2 snRNP; U2-type prespliceosome. Gene Ontology annotation, molecular function: RNA binding.